UAUUGUCGAUGACGUCACGCUAGUAUGCUCCUUGCGGUUCUUUAGGAACGCAUAUACAGGUGAGCCUGGUAGUAGGAUUCCUGGCUCACGUUCAACGCAGACGAACCUCUGUAGUGGAAGGUUGGAAAAGUUGAGAGUUUUGUGUGCAGCUUGUAACCAGUCGACAACUAUGGAACUUACCGGAAAAGUUGCCAUCGUUACAGGGGGUGCCAGCGGUCUGGGCAAAGCUUUUUCCCAAGUGCUACUCAAAAAUGAAUGUAAGGUAUGUGUUGCAGAUCUGAAUCAACAGGAAGGUGAAAAAACAAUCCAGGAGUUGAAGAAAGCAUUUGGGGAAAAAAAUGUGCUGUUCGUCAUGUGUGACGUCAGUAAUGAAAAGGAUCUCGAAAAGGUUUUUAACGAAACUGUUAAAACUUUUGGUCAUGUGGAUAUACUGGUGAACAAUGCCGGUAUUGGUGGAGAAAGCCGAUGGAAGGAAGUCAUUAGCGUUGAUCUGGUAUGUGAAUUUAUUUUUGAUAUUUGUCCAAACUUUAGAAUAUUUCUUAUUAGAGAUAAAAUUUUUGGCUUUACUGGACUGCUCCUCUAA
Molecule: messenger RNA, 583 nt
Organism: Limulus polyphemus (Atlantic horseshoe crab)
Lineage: Eukaryota; Metazoa; Arthropoda; Merostomata; Xiphosura; Limulidae
Product: 15-hydroxyprostaglandin dehydrogenase [NAD(+)]-like
Exons: 3
Coding region: 170-583 (137 amino acids)
Cellular component (GO): cytoplasm
Molecular function (GO): oxidoreductase activity, acting on the CH-OH group of donors, NAD or NADP as acceptor
Source: RefSeq, a predicted model, not a curated record